This is a messenger RNA of Penicillium vulpinum, 2691 nucleotides long. RefSeq names its product Pet127 family protein. Bases 1 to 2691 code for a protein of 896 amino acids. Gene Ontology annotation, cellular component: mitochondrion; mitochondrial envelope. The record is from RefSeq and is a predicted model, not a curated record. NCBI's taxonomy places the organism in Eukaryota, Fungi, Ascomycota, Eurotiomycetes, Eurotiales, Aspergillaceae. Gene Ontology annotation, biological process: mitochondrial RNA 5'-end processing. The transcript has 4 exons.
AUGUUUCGGACCUCUUUACGGCCUAUCUCAGGCCGUUCAAACCGACAUGUUUGGCUCUCUUUAGUUAGCCCUGGCGCGCCCAGUUUGCGCCAGUUCCACCGCAUAUCGGCACUCCGUAUAGACUCAAGCGAAAUAAAGUUGGAAACUGAUUCAAUUAACGCGUCAACCGAACCUCCAGCGUCACUGUCGCCCAAUGGUCAAAUUCCAGUGACAGAAGAUGCCGCCUCUUCUGAACCCAAGCCAACUUCGAAGUUGCAUGAUCUUUCACCGAGAGUACUCACUGCUGCUAUGUGGGAUGAAAUGACAGCCUCGCAACGAAAGAAUUACAGAAAGCGGCAUUACGACGAGUACAAGAAGUUCAGGCAGACAAGGCUAGCCAACAGAGAAAUAAAAUCAGUCGGAGAUCAAAUCAAACCCAACAAAGCAAUUGAGUCUGAAUUGGCGCCGAUCGAAGCAGCAAAGAAAGAGGCAACACCACCAUCAGAAGCAGCACGGGUGGAAGCAGAACAAAUUAAGGCCUUGCAGUGGAAGGUGAAGACAACGGACGUGGAAGCCGAACAGGAAAGAAGGGCCAAUUUUCAGGAGGAAAAAGUGCUGGCCAGUGCUAAUACCAAAGCCAACCUUGCGGCUGAAAUUUUGAAGCAAAAGGAGAAAGAAAGCCAACUCGAAGCUGAGGUUCCAACAGACGGCCCAGCAGAUACGUCGGCGGCCAGUGAAUUCAAGGAGAGCACGCUCAGGCUGAAUUCCACUAGCGAUGUAGUCGCUCAAAUAUUAGAGACCAGCCGGAGGACCAGUUUUGUUGAUCAGUAUCCACCACCAGAAAAGGUGGAUGAGCUAGCUCUUCUUGAAGAGCACGUUUUGUAUCGUGAAUACGGGUUUUUGGACCCGAAGUACAAAGAAUUGCAAUUGGAGGAGGUGCCAGUCCCCAUGCCUCCUGUACCACGCCUCGCCUUUGGUCUCGACCGAGUGCUUUUCAAUCCUGGCGUCUACCAGCUGCGUGACCGUCGAUCUCUUGUCUACAAUUUCGACCCCUAUUUGGACCAGAUCAUGCCCGUGUCGGAAUUUGACUAUUCUACCUUGAAGCCGUACAUCACCUCCUCUAAAGAUGUGACGGCUUGCGAAUUGACCAAGGAAAAUGAAAAGAAGUACUACGGCUCGUCGUCGAGCAUGACUGGAGUUCUCUCUCAUUUCCAUUAUCUUCUGUCCGCGUGGCGGCCUGUCGACACUUCCAAAAUGACCCAGGGUUUCAUCGGCACUCAACGCAACUUCACGCGUCUCUGUCGAUCGCCGACUGCCAUGUUCCUUCUUUAUAAUGAGAAAGAUGAUAUUUACGCUAUUGACGCCGAUAAGGAACACGACCGAACUAGUAUCCUUUCGCACCUGGGCAAGUCAAUGGAAAAGCAACUCACAAUGCCAAAGGAACAGUUUGAGCGCUACCGCCGCAGUGAUGCGAACAAGAUCACCGCCGAGGAAGAAGCAAGCGUCCCGGAGUCAUAUCACUACACCACCAUGGGCAAAUUCCUCAUGCGAUCGCAACUUGACGCCUACGAUCCCAGACUGCCAGGUACAGGCAUGUUCGAUUUGAAAACACGUGCAGUGAUUACGAUCCGCAUGGAAUCUGACACGUACGAGCGCGGAAUGGGCUACGAAAUCAGACGCCAAUAUGGCAGGUGGGAGUCUUUCGAACGCGAAUACUUCGACAUGAUUCGCGCCGCCUUCCUCAAGUAUUCCCUGCAGGUACGCGUUGGCCGCAUGGACGGCAUUUUCGUCGCGUAUCACAACAUCGAGCGCAUCUUCGGUUUCCAAUACAUCACUCUAGGAGAGAUGGAUCAGGCUUUGCACGGCCAACCCGAUACCGACCUCGGAGACACGGAAUUCAGACUAAGUCUCAGCCUGUGGGAGAAGAUCCUGGACAAGGCAACGCAGAAGUUCCCCAAGCAGUCUCUGCGUUUCCACUUCGAGACCCGCGAUGCUCUCAAACCCUUCAUGUACAUCGUCGCCCAGCCUGUUACGGAUGAACAAAUCGAAGCCAUCCAGUCAACGAACGAAACGGAAGUGGAUGCCGUCACAAACAGCCUCCUCAACCCGGAUCAGGUCGAUGAUAGCGAGAGCACAAAGCCCAUCGAAGCCAAGGCCAAAUCCGCUGCCGCCGCCCCCUUCCCCGCAGAGUCCAAGUUUGAGACGCCGGAAUUCGAUACCUCAUUCGACAUCCCAGGUCUUGACCCGGACUACAAGCCUGGAGCCAAUCCUGGAGCCAAUCCUGAAGCUGAGAUUGAAGCCGAUAUUGAAGCCGAUCUUGAGGCCGAUCUUGAAGCCAAUCCUAACCGCCAAUCGGGCGAAUACGACGAGAACGUGCUCGGAAUGACACUCGAAAUUCGUAACCAUGUGAACGGAGAGAUAGUGGACCGACCGGGAAACCAAAAGCUCUUCCUCAAAUACGACAGAUGGUCUAUUGACUACCAGCUCAGCGAGCUUACGGUGGAGGAGACCAAUAAAAUUCUGUGCGGCAUAAAAGAUCGUCGUGAUGUCUAUAAUGUCAUAGAAAACGACGCAGACGACAGACAAAACGAGUUUUUCCAGACUUUGAGAAAGUUUACUGGCAAAGGACGUGCUUUCCGGAAGCGUCUGGAUAAAAACGACAAAAAGCGUGGGAUUCUUGUUUAUAAGGAUACUCACACGCACACUGUCUAG